Molecule: messenger RNA, 1356 nt
Organism: Racocetra persica
Lineage: Eukaryota; Fungi; Glomeromycota; Glomeromycetes; Diversisporales; Gigasporaceae
Source: the annotation of a GenBank genome assembly
AAUUAUAUGAAAAAGCUAAAGAAGAAAAAGAAUGGUGUGAAACUUUAUAUAAUACUUGUAUUACUAAUCAUGGAGAUUAUGAUCAUAUUAAAAAAGAAUUAGAAAAAAUUACUAAAGAGCAUGAUGAUUAUAAAAGAGAUUUAAAAAAAAUAAAAAAAUUUCCUCCUUAUUUAAUGAGGCAAAUAAUUGAACAAUUUGAAAAAAUUAGCAGAAUCUGUGUUGGUGAUGAAGGUACUUACAAUACAUGUCAAGUUAAAAGACCUUCUGAAUCAAAAUUUUGGAAAUUAUUUCAACAAGAAAGACCUAAAUAUAACAAACUUAUAUUAUCAGAUAUUGCAAUUCGUUUAGUUUUUACAUCAGUUCAUACUAGACAAAUUAGAAAUUUAUUUGAAAUUGUACCAUUAGAAGGAAUUAGUGAAAUAGCUUUUGGAUUAAAUUUUUAUCUUGUUAGAAUUUGUGAUAAAGAUUUGGCAAAAAAAACACAAAAUGAUAUAAUACUAGCAGAUAUUUUCGUAAACUCUGAAAAUUUAGAAAAUCCAGAAUUAAAAGAUUAUUUUGAUAUUUUAGCAACAUACUAUGGAGAAAUUUCUUUUUGUAUGCUUCCUGAAGAAGAUGAAAUAGAUCAAAACAUAUUUGAUAUAGCAAAUUUUGCAUUAAUUAUAGUGGUUGAUUAUAUGCAAGGAUUUUUCAAAACUAGAAGAAAACAUACCAAAAUACUACCACCAGAUCUACAAAAUUAUCAACAACAAAAUUUUAGAUAUCUUACAGAUAUGCUAAGUUAUUAUUUAGGAGAAAAAUUUUUACUUCUAGCAGAACAAAGUGGUUUACCAGUAUAUAUUAGUGAUAGAGAAAUUAAAAUAACAUAUAGAUAUAAUGCUGAUAUUAAAAAUGCAUUAGAUUUAGCACAAAUAAUUAUACAGCAAUUACAACAAGGUCAAAAUGAACAAAAUGAAGAUGAAAUAUUACCAGAUCAAAACCUACCAGAACAAGAUGAAGAUAUUAAAGAAACUCAAAGACCUGAUAUAAUAAAAUUGAUUGAUAAUAGAAAUUUGAAUCAAAGAAUAAAUAAUUCAAAAUUAUUGCUAAAUUUAAUUAAUGAUUUACAAAAAUUAAGAAUAUCAAGAUUGAAUAAAUUAUGUCUUGAACAAGAGGGUUAUUAUAUUGAUUUAAAAAAUAAAACAAAAGAUAUUAUAACUUUGAAUAAUUUAUUCGAUACUAUCAACAAUGAUAAAGUUUUAACAGCUAUACAAAUAUCAACUUUAUUAAAAAAUUUAUAUGAACUUAAUGAUAACUUAGAACUUGCAGAUGAUAUUUCAAAAUUAAAUCAAACAUUACUUAUUAAAAAUAGAAAGAUUG